This is a messenger RNA of Spinacia oleracea (spinach), 3338 nucleotides long. RefSeq lists its product as uncharacterized. NCBI's taxonomy places the organism in Eukaryota, Viridiplantae, Streptophyta, Magnoliopsida, Caryophyllales, Amaranthaceae. Gene Ontology annotation, molecular function: zinc ion binding; nucleic acid binding. The record is from RefSeq and is a predicted model, not a curated record. The transcript is spliced from 2 exons. The coding region runs from base 1357 to 3216 and encodes 619 amino acids.
CUACGACGGCUGUUCCCACGACGGCUGUUCCCACGACGGCUGUUCCCACGACGGCUGUUCCCACGACGGCUGUUCCCACAACGGCUGUUCCCACGACGGCUGUUCCCACGACGGCUGUUCCCACAACGGCUGUUCCUAAGAUGGCUGUUCCCAAGACGGUUGUUCCCAAAGACGGUUGCUCCUAAAGCAGGCUGAUCCUCAACGACUGAUCCUAAGCAAGUUAUUAAGGUGUUCCUCAUAUAUUAUAAGGAUCAUCAAUGUUCCGGAGAAGGAACAAUGCAUGAAGCGUUCAAGCGAAGCUUCAAAAGGUGCCAACAUAGAAGCUACAACAUAUGAGUUUAUGUUUAGAUUUUAUGUAAGUAUUUUAAUAACGUUUAUGCAUAAUAUGGAACAAAAGGAACACGUGUGUUUUAAUAUGUUUGAGAAAAUAGUUUUUGUAAAUAAAAUAAAGUUUUAUAAAGGAAAAUCUUUUGGAAAAUAAAUAAAACGAUUUUGAGAAAAUCAACAUUGGAUUCUGAUUUAGAAUUCCUUGUUUCCCAAGAAAAGGUUUUUACUUGUUCCUAAAACUACUCCCACUAUUUUCUCUAAAAUUGAACGUGUUAAAAGUGGUUUGAAGAAGUCUCCCUGUUUCUCUCAAUCAACGUGCACGUUACUGCUCCCAGUAACUGUUAGUGGCCGUUGAGGGGAACAUGGGAAACUGACCAAGAAAGUUCUUCUAUAAAAGGAAAAGGUUUUUCAUUUCUCAAAUCACAACUGACAACGUGCAAUAUUUCUAAAGAACUUAAGAGUUUUUAUAAAAAGUCAGUUUGCGAAAGAGCGUGUUCCUAAAGUUCCUUUAUUGUACAUAAGCUUUAUUGAAUACUAGAGUUUUCAUAAUUCGAGUUGUAAUUGUGGGGUUAAGGAUCGAGUGAUCCUUGAGUUGUGGGGUUAAGGAUCAAGUGAUCCUUGAGUUUUGAGUGUAAGGGUUGAGUGAUCCUUAAAGUGACUUAGAGUCAAGUCAGCGAGAGAGUGUGAAAGGAGCAAGCACAGUAAUCAACGGGGAUUGCUGUGAGGAACUCGUGUUCAAGUGGAACUCGAGUUAUUGAGUGUGUUGUAUUCGAGCGAUUACAAUAUAUAAAAGAGUUUGAGGUUUUCGCUUCUUGAUAAGGAUCAAGAAGUUUCCUCAGUUUUCACAUUCUUCGUACUAAUUUGUUAGUUGUUCCUUUAAUUUCUAAAUUCCGCAAAGGAACACCCUAAGUUCAACGAAACAAUUCACCCCCCCCUCUUGUCAGUGUUCCUACUGGAAUAUCAGUUGGUAUCAGAGCGGGAUCUCACAAAAAUACAGGAAACCCUGUUGAGAAAAAGUUCCUGGAAAGUAUGAACACUCACGAGAAACUCGAAGAAGGUUAUUCAACUCAAAGACCUCCAAUGUUCAAUGGAAAAUUCUAUACAUAUUGGAAGAACAGAAUGGAGAUCUUUAUCAAGGCAGAGAACUAUCAAGUUUGGCGAGUCAUAGAAGUCGGUAACUUCGAGGUAACAAAAACCAAUGCUGAAAAUGAGGUAGUUCCUAAACCUAUUUCUGAAUUUGUGAAAGAAGAUUUUGAAAAAUAUGAAAUCAACGCUAUGGCUGUUAAGAUUUUGCAUUGCGGCCUUGGACCUCAUGAACACAAUAGAGUUAUGGGGUGCAAGAGCGCAAAGCAAAUCUGGGAUCUCCUUCAAGUAACACAUGAAGGAACAAAUGAGGUCAAACGUUCUAAAAUUGAUUUACUGAUGUCUAAAUAUGAACGUUUUGAAAUGCAUCCACAAGAAACAAUUCAGGAGAUGUUUACUCGGUUCACUAACAUUACUAAUGAACUUGUUUCCCUUGGAAGAAUUAUUCCCUCUGAUGAACAGGUUAGGAAAAUUCUAAGGAGCAUGCCUCAAGAUGAUCGAUGGAGAACCAAGGUCACUGCAUUGUUUGAAACCAAGGAUUUCACCAAAUUCAACAUUGAGCAGCUGGCAGGAUCCUUAAUGACACAUGAACUACAUCUAGGAUCAGCUGUUCCUGAGAAUCCCAAGAACCAAGGUCUUGCUCUCAAGGCUGAGGAACUGGAGGAUUCAGAACCGGAUGAAGAAGAGGCUGCCACUUUGGUCAGAAGGAUGAAAAGAUUAUACAGAAACCUCAGACCGGGAAAUCAAAAAGGAAGGAACUCCGGAAGAAGAACAAUUGGUUCCAAAUCCGGCCAAGGAUGCUUCAAAUGCGGUGAUCCAGACCAUCAAAUCCGGGAGUGCCCUCAGUGGGAAUAUGAAAAAGGAAAAGGAGAGGAUCGGCUCAAAGAAAGAUGCAACAAACCCACCUUUUCCAAACCCAAAAAGGCAAUGAUUGCAGCAUGGGGAGAUGUUACAGACUCGGAGGACGAUGAUGACCAACCAGAAAAAGAAACUGCCAACCUGUGCCUCAUGGCAAAGAUUGAUGGAACAAUGCAAGAUCCAUCAAACGAGGUAAGUUUCACAGCCUCUCAAUCUUUGUCUAAUAACAGGUUAAUUGAAUCACCAAUUGAAACUCUAGUAUUUCUUGAAAAGCUUAGUGUAGUAAAGGAACAAAGUAAUAAGGCAUUGGAGCCCAAUAAAGAUCACAUGACCUACCUAAAUAAUGUUAGAUAUGAGGUACAAGGUAGGUUCUUGGAAUUGCCUGUCAGGAACAACUCUCUUAAAGACUCUUUUAGAAGAGUUAAAAAUGUACAUACUAUUCUUGAUGAAACUAAUAAUGCUAAUGAAGUUCAGGAGAGGAAGAAUUUCGAUAUUGGCUUGAUUCGCCUUACAGAUAAUGAUGAGGAAGAUUCUCCAGCGGAACUACAUAAGAAAGAUCAAGGAGUUCCUAUGCAAGAGGAACAAGCAGAAAAUCAGGGUGUUCCCAUGCAAGAGGAACAAGCAAAAAAUCAAGGUGUUCCCAUGCAAGAGGAACAAGCAGAAAAACAAGGUGUUCCUAUGCAAGAGGAACAAGCAGAAAAUCAAGGUGUUCUUAUGCAAGAGGAACAAGUAGAAAAUAAUCUGGAAUUUCAAGUGCAAGAGGAACAAGUAGAAAAUAAUCUGGGAUUUCAUGUUCAAGAGGAACAAGCAAAUCAGGAGGUUCCUAUCCGAGAGGAACAAGCAGAAAAGACUGGAGUCUCCGUUCAAGAGGAACAAGAGGGACUCAAAUGGAUGCUCAGGAACAAGCUUGAUGAACAUGGAACAAUAGCAAGCCUUUACGGAAAUUAAGUUGUACCAAAUGGACAUCAAAAAUGCUUCCCUAAACGAACAUUUAGAAGAUGACGUCUAUGUGGAACAACCUCCUGAUUCUAAAUAUCCUGAAUUUCCAAACCACAUCUAUAAGCUUGACA